Molecule: messenger RNA, 30887 nt
Organism: Paramuricea clavata
Lineage: Eukaryota; Metazoa; Cnidaria; Anthozoa; Malacalcyonacea; Plexauridae
Source: the annotation of a GenBank genome assembly
ACCCUCCUGAUUAGAACCUGAAGCUUCAUUCGAAGCCUGUGCAAAAUGGCGGACAUUUCAGAGACAUCAGGGGGAGAAGACGGCAGCUAUUUCGAUGGCUGCUUGUUAAAUACGAUGGAAAUUUUGGUCAAAGACAUCGAGAAAAGAUCUGGGGAAAAGCUAAAAGAACCGUAUAUUGUUUAUAUGAUCGAGACAAGGUGGGGAUUAAAUGAUUGUGUGUAUUUGUUUUGUUGUAUUAUUAAAUCUAGUUCAUAGUCAUAGCUGUAAUGCACACCAUAAUGAUAUUGCAGCUUGGAUUCUUUUCGACUUAGCUAAAAAGGUCUGAUCAUUAUUUGAAUGUAAGCUUAAAACGGAUUGUCUUUUAGAAAUCAUGAAUCACUUUGAUGCCAAUUUAAACAUCAUGAGUAAUACGUCCAACGUCUUCCUUGUUUACAUUUUGCGGCAAUCAAAUUUUGAUAUUUAUAGCAUACACUCAUAUAUGGAGCUCUCUUGUAUGCUUUCGAAAACUGUUUUGCCUGCCAAGAUGUAUGUUCUGUUAGUUAAAGCUGUGCAUCAGUGUAUUGCCUGAGAGUUGCAUUGGCGUAUACGUGGUCUGGUAGUACGCUACUGUAUAUAAAUCACCACCUGCGGCCCAACAGAUACAAUUUCAGCUAGCUAAGAGCCUGGUUACAAAAAUUUACCUGUUAAAAUUUACCUGUUCAGUUUUGAUUAAUAAAAGGGCCGCAAUUAUAGAAUACCAGGCUGAUCCGAACAAGCAACUUUUGAGAAAAACCAACAUUUGUCGGUUUACCAAUUAAUUAAAACUGCCACCUACAGUAACUCAUUUGCAUUAGGUUUGUCAGCAAGGAUAUACAAUUACUUUAGUUAUUUUAUACGGUACAUUAUGUAACCAGACAAUUUUACUGCUGCAAUGAGUCUUUUUGCCUUUUAUCCAAUUAAAUGGCAUUGUACGAUUUGUACCGUAACACACCUGGCCUUUGUUUGUUUUACAAUCUAAUGCCAUAUGGGGUACUCAUCUAGUGGAGAGUAAUGGCACAUACUCAGUGGCUACCUGAAAAUGUUAACAUUAGAGGAUGGCAUUAUUAAAUCAAUGCUAAUCCUAUGUUUAUAAAGGCCCAUUUAAACUUGCAAUUUUCCUCUUGUGAUGGAUGUGAACCAGGGCUCAAUAUAAUGGUCGGCCACCGGCCAUUAGCCGAGUAAAAUGCUGAUAUGGCCGUCUACUGAUUACUCUGCAAGGACAUUAUGGCCGACCAUUUUGUCUCAUCAAUUUGAAUAUUUCUUCCUUUGUUGUUGCAAAUCUUUUUAACAAAAUCUGUAAUCUUUAACACAGUCAUGCAAACAAGAUUCCGCCUGUAAGACAAUUUGGCAGAAUCUGACUUCGUGCCGAUCCACAUAAUAACAAUGUAAUCUUGUCAAUUAUUAAAAAACAACAGCGUCUAUUGUAUACAUAGGUCAUUUCUGUUCAUUAUUCUCCACUCUACAGACUCUGGGAGAGAUUGACACUAACUUACAGUACUUUAGACCUUACCUAAAACUGGGAUACUGCUUUAGUCCAUAGUACACAAUGGUGCUUGGGUGAUAAGAGUGUAGCCUGUUCACAUUUUUAUUUUGUGUGUGUUAAGAGAAAUAUUUUAUAUUACAUAUACUGUUACUGAGUAAGUUGUCGUUGAUAUUGUGUCAUUUUGUUAACCAUUAGGAAUAUGCAUAUGGUUUUGGUCAGGGACGCCGAAACAAUAAGAAGGCAAAGGGGGGCGCACGCACACCAAGGGCACCUCUUUAGAGCAAAACUUCAAAAUCUACCGGAAAAUUUUGGUCAGUGUACCAUUUUAGGGGUCAAAAUUUUUUACCGGACAUACCAAAAGUCAAAUAUAAACUAUAAAUUGCCUGAAUGUCAUGAUUUUCCUACAAAAAGCAUCGUUGGAAAUGUGAUUUAUCACAUUGUAUUUUACAACUAAAAGGGCACUUCUGCCCCCCCUAGCAAAAGGCAAGGGGGGCAGUCGCCCCCCCCCCCUGCCCCCAGUUCCGGCGUCCCUGGUUUUGGUAGUUGUUACGGUUUUGGUUUCUAGUACUGACAACUGACAAUGUCCCUAUUGAGAAUAAUUAAGUGUCCGAUCAUGUCCGACCAAAACAUGGGUCGGUCUGACACAAUUUGACGUGACUCUGAUGUGAACGAGUUAUGAAUGUUCAGUUGAUGGUACACAUGUACUGGGAACAUUCAUAACUCAUCUGCUCGUUCACAUGCAUCAGAAGAAAAUUGCAUGUAGAAAUCGCAGCAAAAAUCGCAAGUGUAAAUAGACCUUUCCCCUUUUGAGUGAAAUUCUGAUCUAGACAAGUCUGGACAAAAAUUUCAUCACAGCUUGAAAGAGAGUCACAAAAUUAGUAAUAUUCCGAAGUUUCGUAAUUGCAAAACGUUGUAAAAUGCGGAUAAUAUAGCCUUGCGAAGUUUGCCUUUUUUCAGUCAUUUUGUAUUACAAAUGGAAAUUGAUAAUCAGCUUGACCAUCUGAUUAUCAAUUUCCGUUUGUAAUGCAAAAUGACUGAAAAACGGCAAACUUCGCAAGGCUUUAUUAUCCGCAUUUUACAACAUUUCACAACGAAACUUCGGAAUAUUACUAAUUUUGUGAUGCUCUUCCAAGCUGUGUUUGUGUGCAAAUUUUUGUCCAGGCUUGUCUAGAUCAGAAUUUCACUCAUAAGGGGAAAGGUCAAUUGGUCUUUAGUUAACUCUGCAGUUUCUGCCUUUGUCCUUCUAAAGCAGACAUUGACAUACCUUAUUCCACACUUGCUUUGUGUACCUGGUCCGUGGACUACACACAUGGAUCAGGCCUGAUUGCAGGUUAGGAUCACUCUCACAUAGGACUCGCGAAAUUUUGCUGACCAGACAAUGGACCGAGCACUAUUAACCCAGGUUCAGGAAGCCGAGAUUCGCAGAAACCACACAAUCAUUCAAAGUGCAACACAAUUUCAUUAUUCAUUUCCGUUAUUUAUUUCACAAUGACAACCAAUUCAGUUUUCGUUGAUGUACAGCGAAUACUACAGUGUAAGUCAGUAAAAAUGCUGAGAAAAAUUUAGUCAGGAUACAAGAAAAAAAUAUAGGAAUGUCAGGGGCUGGGGGUGUUAGUGUUCCACACUGGAUUAAAAUUAAGUCAUGUAUGAUGUAUCUAUAUAAUCUAUAAUGUUUUGUAUAUAAUUAACAUGCUCUACUGUAGAAAAGGUGGAAAUUGUCAUAGAGAGAUGCUGCAGUCCCCUACAGUGAUUUUUGACAUUAUUGAGGAGAUUGAGGUUUUAGUAUGUGCAAUGCAACUUAAAUUAAUGUUCCAGCCCUUGCCUAGCCUCUUCAGCAGGCAACUAGUCUCCUCAGCAGACAAAUUUAACAGAUUGAGAGGUGCUACAGCAAAGAAAACUCUAUUGGUCCACACUGCAGUAUAUAGCUAUCCCUCAUGAUCCCCUGUUGCCCCCAUUAUCAUUCUCAGUAUUCCAUUGCAAGAUAAAAACUAAAGAUACCCCUGCAAUGUUAUAAACAAGCUUUCAUUGGUAGGGAUGUAACCAUACCUGAAAAAUAUAAAUUAUUAAGGAAAAUUGGGGGUCGGGAAAAUUACACGAGCUUUUAUACUUAAUAGUACCUAUUAUACUUGGUACCUUUUAUACUUAGUACCUGUCUGGAAGCUGGGCUCGCCUGCUAAGCAAGACAGCCCAGGCCAGCAAGCGAGAUCUCGCUGUGUAGUUAUUUUUAUAGUAAAAUUUAUUGUCCGUUUAUAUGGACAAUCGGGCUGGCCCGAUUGCCAAGAUCUCGCUUGAAAGAGGCGAGAUCUUGUUUAUCGGGAUGGAAAUUUCUCCAUAUACAAUAAAUACUCACAAGCAGGCUAGCCCGGUUGAAAGUUCAAAGAUGCCGCCGCAAGCUAUUUUUAACAACUGUCAAAACAACAAAAUUGUCCGGCAAGCGGGAUGAAAUUUUCUCAUAUAUAAUUUAAACACAAGAUGUUAAGAGAAAUGCAUCCCGCUUACCAGGCUGUCUUGCUAAGCGGGCCAGUCCGGCCUCCAUAUAAACAGGCCCUAAGAAGUAUAAAAGCGAUCAUGCUACAAAAAAACAAUCAUCAGGGGCCGGUUCUAUAAAACUCUUAAUCACUUUUUUAAUCACUAUUUUGUAGUUAAAUAGCGAUUAAUAUGUGCUUCUUAUUUAAUCACUUUUUUAUACAACCAGCCCCAGAAUAGAUGGAUUUAAUCAAAACAAAGUAUAAAUAAGAAAUGUAAAUACAGAAUAUAAUAUAUAUUAAUGUCUAAUGAGAAAACUAAAGGCAGCAAAUACAACAAAAUAUAGGGACACGACUAUAAUUCGAAAUAAUGUGUGUAAAUGUGUUGUUAUCAGCAAAUUGAAUGUCGGAAAACUUGUGAAGACUUUCCACGUUGCACAUGCUUGUAUAUACAGACACGCAAGGAAUAGUCUUAAAAAACAAUCUUUCCUUUUAAUGUAGUCCAAAGAGCGCACUCGAAGUGCUCACCUUGACAAUAAAUGUUAUAGGGCGAUGAUAAACAUCGUACGUGUUUUCGCCAGCCUGUGACAGGGGUCUCUUUAAUUAACUUUUUUUGAGUGGGAAGAUGAAGAGCUAAAUGAAACCCACUUGUAGAUGGGGUACCAAAUUUAAGAAUCGUCGCUGGUACGGGGUAGUAUGAAAGUUAGGGUUAGGGUAGAAUUGCCCCGCCAAACCGACUGGCUCAAUAUAAUUUCCAGAAUUGGCAACAUACAGCAAUAUAAAUAUACCUGCAGAAAGAUACCUUCACACUGCGACUAUAUCACAGUAUAGGAAAACUACAGUAGGGCCACUUAGCGUGAAAAAGUGUCCACAUUGUUUACUGGCUGCCAACUGAAUUUACAUAUUGGCAGCCAGUAAACGGCAGCAGUUCACUAUAAAAUUGUAUUACAGAGUAAUGAUUUUGGCCGCGUAAGGCACCUGGGACCUAGCUUAAAUAAUUCCCACUUUUCUCUCCUCUAAGUGGCCCUACUGGUUGUCUCCCUAUACUGUGACUAUAUCCGAAACUUACAAUUGGCUUUUAUACUCUCGAGGCGGAUCAAAAUUCCCGAAUUCUGAUUGGUCCAAACGAAGUCUGUCGUCUGCGAAGACACUAUGAUAUCGAAUCAAAAAAUGAUGACUUCAGCAUAGUUACAUAGGCAUAAUUAAUUAAUUACCCUACAUGACGUUUCACGAUGUUAGGGUGUGGCCAUAUUGUUUGUUUCUCAGUUAAAUGAAAUCAACAGACAUUCAAUGUUCGAACUGAUCAUUUUAAAUGAUACAUCUUUGAUGUAAAAUGUAGUGUGGAUACCCUGGCCCAGAGGUUUUUACGCGAAAUGCGAGAAAACGCGCGAAGAAAAAGGAAAAACCUCUGGUGAAUUUGUUGGCGAUACCUGGUUCGGAUAAAGAAUGCAAAAAAUGUAUAAUUGCUUAAUGCAUCAUAUUCUAAAAAUAUUAUCCAAUCAUUAUCCUUGACGCCAGGGGCCGUCUAGACAGGGUUUUAUCGCAUGUUUACUGUCUAGUGUAUGCCUGUAUGGCGCUUUUUCGGGUUCAAAAUGCAAUACUUUAAAUUUGUCGAUAUCUGUCUUUGGAAGAGUAGCUAUUUGACGUGUAUAUAUGAAUUUGUCGAAUAAAAGUUCCAUAAAUUCUUGAAUUUGUCGAAUUAAAAUAAACAACUGUUCAUGAAUUCGUCGAUUGUUUAAAUUCUUCGAUAAUGCCUUGCGACCUUGGGGACUUGAGCCCGCAGAUCUCAAAGUAUUAAUAAAGAAAAUGAAACGUCAUUUAAUUUUACAUAGAAUUUUCACAAGAUUCUGACAAGAUGGCGCAGGCGAAUGAUGAAUAUUAAAGUUUGUAUGCAUCUAGAUUAAGGCAGUCCCUUCUUGAUCUGCCCAGAAGAUUGCAGUCCAGUCCAGACGAAGAAGUUGUAGACUUCCUUAUAUAUCAUUCGCCUGGAACAAAUAUGUGGUCACUUGACUCGAAUGGGAAACAGAUUUAACUCAACCUUCCAUGCUAUUUCAGAAGUUAUUUCACUGCUUCGAAAUUUAAAUUUAGAAAACAGAACAACUCUUCCCAAUGUGUUAGAACAAAACAGAGCUAGCUCUGUGGGAAGACCGAAAUUUGUUAUCACCAGAGACAUUUGUUGUCCAGCAGGAACAGAAACGAUGCUAUUUAUAGCAGCUGUAAUAAGUUUUUCUGCACAGUCUCUCAGAAUAAUAAACGUAUAUAAAUGAAUAAUGCAAGAACGGCGAACAAACGAAACACGUGUUUAUGGAACACUUCAUGUAAUUCUAGUCAAAAUAAAUCCGAGAUCUGCGGGCUCAAGUCCCCAAGGUCGCAAGCACUGAGCUAUAAUAUUACAGUUAUAGUAUAGCUCAGUGGUCGCAAGGCAUUAUCGAAGAAUUUAAACAAUCGACGAAUUCAUGAACAGUUGUUUAUUUUAAUUCGACAAAUUCAAGAAUUUAUGGAACUUUUAUUCGACAAAUUCAUAUAUACACGUCAAAUAGCUACUCUUCCAAAGACAGAUAUCGACAAAUUUAUAGUAUUGCAUUUUGAACCCGAAAAAGCGCCAUAAUGCCUGCCCAUUUGUAGCAAUAUUCAUUCUCCUAAAUUUCAUUCAAUUUAAAACAUCACAUCUAUUCAAUUUAAUAUAAAUAUAUAUUUAUAUUCAUUCACUUUAAUCUUGCAAUAUACAUUCAAUUUAAUCCUGCAAUAUACAUUAAAAAAAACUGUAUUUUAUAAAUUUAUUAAACACACCUCUUUGGGCCGACGUGAACUUUGUCUGUUAAUACAAAAGCAAGCAAAUUUGUCUUGUAGAUUUCAAAUGAAACGAUUGAAAUUAUUCCUCUCCAUUUCGCAUUUCGAAUAAUAGACUCGGGAUUACAAAAUGCGAAUGCAAACUCUCCAUCUAGUAUUGCUUUCUCGUCCUCUUCGUUUGACAGUGAAGUAACACGGCAUCCACGCUUUCUUAGUUCACGGACGUGAGAGUCAAUGAAAGAGUUCAAUUUGCAAACGACUAUUAAGAUGGGUUUCUCCAGAAAAUUGUGGCUUUUGCCAAGUCGUCGUGCUACUCUCGGUGUUAGAACUUUGGAAUAUUAAACUCUUCCCAUAACCGAUAGCAAGAUGCAAAUAGAUCUUUAAUGUGAAUCAAAUUGGACAAGGCGCGGUAUUGAUGCUCCGUUAAACUUUUAAUUCAGGAAAUUUAUCAAUCUAUCUAUUAAUGCAGCCUAUAAAACAGCUUCUUUCAACUUUUGUUCGUUUAUUUAAUAAUAUAGACAUUUCAAAAUUCAAAUGUUUCAAUUCAAUCAAAACACGAAACGCCUGCGAACAGGCUAUGAUGUUUACAAUAUCCAAUCAGAACACGUAAUCUAUCGAACCUAUAGUCAGCAACCAAUCAACUUCUAGGUUCCAAUUUUGAAAGUUAUGUGUGGAAUGUGACCCCAAAAACCCAGCCAAUUUCACCAGAGGGUUAUUCAAAACAGGCGAAAAUAAAUACCCUCUGGUUCCAGGGUAUAGUGUGGAUUGCAUACCCCUGAGAUUGCAUACCUCAUGGAUUCAUGAUGCACAAAUUGUACAAUUGGCUAUUUACAUACUCAUUUUACUUUGUUCAGCAAAGCAAGACAAACUUUUAGUUUUGAUCGUUUCUUAUUUAAUUUUCAUCCAAAUUUGACCAUAAUUCAUUCAAUCUGUCCUUGCUCAAUGCCCAUCACUCAUCAGGCAUUAUACUGCUUUUGUUCUACAAAUGGGAUUUCCUGAAUCUCAGAUUAGCUAUUUCCAGCAUUUUGAGGAGUGUUCCAACAAGAAAUUAACCUUAUAAACAGUGACAUAAUUACUGCGAUUUUAGUCUCCCAAAUGUAAUCCAGUCCCAAUAAGGCAACAUUAUGUGAUGAAGCGGUAAUUAAAAUGUGCGUGGUAUAGUAUUACCAUUGGUCGUUUUUAUACUAGAGACGCAUUAUGCGUCUGGACGCAUAAUCCGUCUUCUACAUUAUUCGUCUAGUAUAAAGACGGGACGAAUAAUACUAGACGAAUAAUGUAGAAGACGGAUUAUGCGUCCAGACGCAUAAUGCGUCUCUAGUAUAAAAACGGCCAAUGCGACGAACUAUCAACAUUCAUUGUUCGUCUGGUUAUGCGUCCUCCGAGUAUAAAGACGGCACAAGACGCAUUAUGCGUCUAGACGAACUAUCAUCGGUUGUGCGUCUCUUAAGACGAAGAAUCGAACAUAGUUCGUCUAGACGCAUAAUGCGUCUUGUGCCCGUCUUUAUAUACUAAGGACGCAUAACCAGACGAACAACAAAUGCUUGCCCAAGUUCGUCCAGACGCAUAAUGCGUCUCUAGUAUAAAAACGGCCAUUCACCACACUUCAAAUUCUGCAGUACUUUAUUACAUGUAUUGGGGUACUUGACAUCGACACAUUCUUCUUCUCAGUGUCACUGAAGAGCAAGAUAGAGUGGUCUCUUUGGAGUACCUUUGCUUGCAAAAACUAAACAAACUAGAAUUUCGUCCUAAAAUGCCAUUUCAUGCCUUUUUCCACGAGCAAAUUAUUUCAGCCACGGUUUAGGUUUCUGGCGAUAUUUAAAUUUCAGUCCCCAAAUUCCUACCGAGUCAACUAGUGACGGGUCUGCAGAUGAUGGUCAAAUUCAGAAAUGUUAUAACAACUUAACACCAUUUUCUCAAUUUGAUAUAUAAUUGCUGGUUGACCACCUACUACAGGUGGUUCUCAGGCACCUUGCACUGGGGGGACAAAAUUGCCGACUUGAGGGGUCAGUGACAGGGCUUGGGGGACCCCAGUCUAUAUGUUAAAAGAGGCCCUGAGCUCAGCUAUAUGCAUUUUCACCGCACACGUUGGGAAAAAUCUCAACAAAAUCAUUUGCAUUUUCCUCCAUUUUGUUCAAAAUGACAUGAAGAAACUAUGGUUUCCCAUUGCCUAAUUUAUUCAGGCAGCUCAGCACUAAGCUCACAACAUCCGUAGACUUUGCAAUUUUUCCUCGCGAGGUGAAAAAUAUCAGACACGAUAGAUAUUUUCCUCUAGGCAUCGAGAGGUCAAAUCCUCUCGAAAACUAUCCGCACACGAGAGAAACCAUAUGAGAGAAACUUGCUGAGCUAGCUGCCACGCGAGGCGGUUAUCUCAUCAAGCUUCUCUCGUGUAUGGCAGGCUGCCCAAAUGCGGAUGAAAACAUAACCUCCUGCCAGUCCUGGCGGAGGUAAAGAAUGUUAUUGGAAACGUUUGUGACAGUGACUAAUAUCCUGUUGUUUUCUCUUCAUAUCAAUUAGAUGUUUUAGUUCUUCAUCAGAUGAAGAAAAUCAAUCAUCAUGUUUAUGGAGGAGAUACAGUGAGUUUGAUAUGCUCAGGAAUUAUUUGCAGACAACAUACCCAGGUGUAAGUAAUAUGCAUAUCCGUGCAGUAAUAGUGAGCGCACUCUUUGCGCACAUUAUGUCUUAUUUUGAAACUGCUUACGAUACCACACAAAUCUGAUUUUCAAGAUAAAUGAGAUUUGAUGGAAAUAACCGCUCCAAGGACGGGGGGUCGUAGGGGGGGGGGCUGUGAGUGUGUUACGUUUCACUGUAAAACAUUAUGGCCAUGGGAAAAUUCCAUACUUUUUUCGAAAGCCUAUAGACAUUUCGGAAUCAUAUAUGUUUGCAGUUUAUUAAAAAUGACAUCUUGAAAAGCGAAUCUAUAGCAGUCGUCUGAUUUUUAAAGCCAGGUACACACGACAGACUUUAGUUGGUCGACGUACGAAUUUAAUCAACGUUAUAAGGGGAAAUGGUUAUUAAUUGAGCCUGUGGACUAGUUAGCUCAUCAUCCAGUGCUUUUGAAGAUUUACCAUACAUCUAAACCAUAUAGUCGAACGACUACCAUCAGAUCGUGUGCGGCUUUGAUAAGACUCCCUAUAAAGUAAUUUAAAUUCAAUUGUCUCGAAGACCGGUCAAAUUCAAUAGUUGAAAGUUAUCUUAUGUGUACUAUAAGAACAAAGUAUCGAUAACUAUGUGUAACGUUUCUAAGGGGAGGGGAGGGGGGGGGGGGUCUCCAGAGAAACGUUCAUAUGACGUUUCUGAUGAACAAAAUCGAUAUGUGAGGGUUCCUUAAGAUGAGUGCGCAGUGAUGUCACGGAAUAGUCAGUGGCCGUACACACGAAUAGUUUUCCUUGAAAAGCUGGCAUAACUGGCUUUUGAACAUAGCAGAUGAUAACUACAAGCGUGAAAUCCCAAAUCUGAAAUCCCAUUUAAAAAACCUAUUCUACGUUAUUAUUUUAUUUUAUUAUUUAAGACAGAAUAAUCUAUCCCAUUUUUAGAUAACUUCAUGCACGUAAGCAACUCACUAGUUUUAGUUUUCUUUUUAACAGUUGAUAAUACCUCCACUGCCAGAGAAAAAGGUAUGUCUGUGUGGCAUUUUUAUUGGUUAGAAAAAAAAUAGAUGAAUUUUGACGCUAAUAAAAUACACAAGAAAAAAUUAUUCCGUGCUGACUGGCUAAGAGCAGGCAAUAUCUGCAGUGCAAAUUAAUGAAACAAGAGCAGGGCCUGGAUACGAGGCAGAAAAAAUCAAAAUGGCGCAGCUGAGCAAAUGAAUGUAAAUUUUUAUUUUUUGACGAUUUUUUGUACAAUUUCAAUACAAGGAGCGCAUCGAGCUGAAUCGCUUGUAAUUUUUUCAUGUAUAUCAUUAAUAAGUAACAGUAUGGUUUCUCGUCGAAUUUGGAAAGACGUACCCUCGCGACCAUAACUGGAUUCGCAACCAUAUACGAUUACCCAUACUGCAGAUAUCUUACAUUGUCUAAUGUACAUAUGUAUCACUUGAACGUUUGAUUAUAGCUCAGUUUAAACAUAACUAUACUACUAUGAUGUUGGUUACUUAGAAUGGACGUUUAUCAGCUUUAUCAGGGCCUGUUUAUAUGAGCCCAGCACAUGAGCCACAUGUCAUAUAAAUAUCAUUAUGUAUUCACGUUGGCUGUAUACCCACAAAUUAUUAGGCAUGCAUAUAGCGCGUUCACCAGUUACCUCAAUGACUUACAUCCUCUGCGGAGGAGAGUGGUAUUAGCCCAUAUAGUUCGUUAAUACCUUUUUUGAUACACCCUGUGCAAGAUUUAAUUACAGCUUAUAUUUUUUUAUUGUAGUCAAAUUUAGCAGCAUUUCGACUGAAUUCUGAUAACUAUAAUAUGGAAUUUGUGGAAAGGAGGAGAAAUGGUCUUGAGGUGAGUGAUUAAAUAUUAGUGAGCUUACACCCGUUUUCAAAAUUACGCGACCUCCCUGAAAAAUACUCUUACUUCAAAUGUCAGUUUUAUGUCACAAAAACUGCUAAAAAUAGCAAACGUAAACAAACUGUCAAAAGGCAUUUUAAACCGUAUUUAAUACCAAAACUGAACGAAAAUGAGUGAGAUAACUUAGAUAUACAAGCUAAAGCACAAUACAAACCAUCACAACAGAAAUAUGUGCCGUGAAUAACUUUUAAAGUUUGAAAAAUAACAAUUUAUCCCGGAAUUUAGCUGUCAGUAUAAAACACGCGCGCUAGACUAUAACGGUGAUGUUAUGAUUUUGUUUGUGCUUAAAUUUUGCAAUAAUUCUCACUAAAAUAUCUUGAAAAUCAUUGUAAGGCUGUUUAUAUAAAGCAUACAAAGCAUAUACAUCGACAAGGGAACCGCAAAACUCAAAGUUUAAACUUCGUGACCGAACGACAUAAAACUGACAUGUCAACUCGAGCAUUUUCGUCCUUGGUCGCGUAAUUUUGAAAACGAGUGUAAGCAAGCGAUGUUUUUGUCAACACGGACACAGAAUAGGAAGUUAUACCAGAAGCGUAACUCUAGUCCUUUCCCUUAUUGUUUGACGUCCACGAAAAUUUUAACUCGCUCACGUCAGGCCACGCCAUCCUGGCUAGCACAGCCGGAAGUUUUUAUCAGGGUUUGGUAGGUACAAAGUGCCGGUUGUACUAGCCAGGAUGGCGUGAUUGAUGACGAAUCGCUUGUAAAAACGCGGACAAAUAUUUGCUCGAGUUACGCUUCUGGUAUAACUUCCUAUUCUGUGACACGGACGUCACCCGAAAAUUCGUAUAACUAAUUUUGGCGCCAUUUUCAAUCAUAACGCUUGUAUAACAAAGCAAAAAACUUUAAAUAUCAUAUGUUUUGUGAUAUGUAUUGAAGAUUAGCACAAACUGACACAAACACAGUUUUUAAUGCCCCCCCCCCGUCUAUCUGACGUCCGCUUUGACAAACCAUUAUACUUUCCGAACAUGAAGUAUUAAAGUAGUUGUCAUGGUAACACGAUAAUUUUAUUAAGAAUAUUUUUAUAAUUGAAAAAUCCCCUAAAAAUAUCACUUUUAAUUACAAAAUUAUCACUUUCCUAUAUAUAUAUGAUAUGUUCUACGUAAUAUAAGCUUCAAUUUGUAUAAGUAAUCGCAUGGGGCCGAGUAAAAUUAAAGUUUAAUUUCGCGAAGCGAUGAGGGCAAUUUGUGAAACUUUGAAAACACAAGUGAAAUUAAACCUUAAUUUUACGAGGAACUGUGCGAUUUCUUGUUAAUCAUAGAGGGCAAUUUAUUCGUAAGUUAAUUGUGAACUUGUCGAGUUCUUGAACCUCGUAUGUCUCCAUGUCUUCGCCGAUGUUCCUUAAUCCUGUUUUAAUGUAAGUUUUUCCUCAUUAAUUGCAGAUCGUGUUGUCACUUUAUCAAUUUUCUACAAGGUUGCCACUCACGACUUGUUAAUUUUAUUAACAGGUUGACGUCUAAUUGUAGGAUAAUAACAAGUCUGUCGAGUCAACAACCUUAUAGCAAACAUUGUUAACAAGCUGCGAACAAGCACCUUGGGAUGACUCGUUUAGAGUAUGGAGUACCAGUACAUUGAACCCCCCCAUACAGGGGUGCAUGUAAUUAUCGUCUGCCCCCCCCCCCCCACCCCCGCGGGUAGACGGCAAUAAUAUGAGGGGUUUGAGGGAAUAAAAAAGUGAGAGGUUUGAGGGAAGAAAUGACCCUAAAUGUGGAAUAAAACGGGAGAGGAAGAAAAAAUAGAAUUAAAAUGCUCUAUAUAUUAAAAUAGAAUUAAAAAAUAGGCGCAUACAGACCGAACGCAAUUCGACAACGCGACGCGGAUUUUCAGUUUUUGAAAACAAAUAAAACCGUCAACAGAUAAAAAUUUUACAAGAUAUGCAGACUAAAUAGCUAAAAUUGCUUAAGUGGUUCUGAAUAUUUGAAAAACAUAGAAAAAUAUUGAAGUUAAAUGUCAUUGAAAAAUUGAAAAUUCGCGUCGCGUUGCCAAAUCGCGCCCUGUCUGUAUGGGCCUUGAAGAUGUUUGAAAUUUUCUUCCAGCUGCACAAUUCUUGUUUUUCUCUUAGUAAGAAUGUCCUUCUCUUAGUAAGAAUUUCCCCUCAAAAAUUGCAAUAGUAUGAAUAAACAAUUGGCAGCUUAGCGUCGCCUCUCGUCAAAGUGUUUACUAUUCCUGAUCAUGCAGUAUCCAGUUAUCAACUUUUUCGUCAGACCGCUCCUGGACAGAGGCCCUUCCCAAAUUUGGAGGUGCGAUGAAGUAAUCCUUCUGGUAACUGUAUACACCCCUGCCCACAUUUGAGGUAUGGUGUUUUGUUACUUACAAUGUAGUCUAAAUAUUCAAUAUUUAUAGUUCUUCUUACAUCGCAUUGCAAAGCAUCCACAACUUGGCUUGGAUGAAUACUUCAAGUCCUUUCUUACACAGGUAAAUAAGUUAGUUACAGAAUAUUUUAAGGCCUUUCUACACGAUACGAUUAGUCUUAUGCGAUUGUCAUUCUGGCGUAUUUACGUCGAAUUUUUUUAGACGUUAAUAUUAGAAUCGUAUAGACAUUUUUAGGCGUUAGAAUAAGAAUCGUGUAGGUAAGGCUUAAGGGUUUUUGUAGAUAAAAAUUUAAAACAAAAAUUAUAUUUUAUUUUUACACUUUACCAGAAGCAUGCAGCUGCCAAAACGUACAACCAUACGGAUCCGAACGGUCCUCCGGCAGGAACCAAACCUGCAGCGUUGCGACAUUCAAAGAGCGUUUAUUUUGUAAAUCUAGAUUUGGAUUUUUAGGAUUCGGAUUUUUUGGGUUAGUUAAACAAAUGGAACGAAUUGUGAGAAUCGGAAUUCGCCUGCUGUUUUCCCGCCAUUUUUACAAUAUACAAUUACUUUAUGGUUUCCAUGUUUGGAUAGCCUUAUCCAAACACAUGGAUCAGGCCAUCCAAACACGGAAACCAUAAAGUAAUUGUAUAGUAAUUGUAUAUUAACUCGAGAAACAUUCCCAUGCAAGUGUUUGGAUCAGGCCAUCCAAACACGAAGAUCAGGCCAUCCAAACACGGAAACCAUAAAGUAAUUGUUUUAUAAAAUAACAACUGCAUGUGUCCGUGUUAAAAUUUCACAUUAAAAACUUUCACUUUAAAUUUCCGUGUUUGGAUGGCCUGAUCCAAACACAGGUUUCGACCAAUCAGCACGCGUUAUAUACAUGUUAUUUUAUAAUAAGUUUUCUGUCCCACUAUACCUUUCGGUCGGGUCAAGGUGCAUGCAUGCUAGAAGGGCGAAAGCUCAAAAGCAACGUUGCGUCCUAAUCAAGUUUCAGAUUGAAUCCGAAAAAUCCAUAUGUUGAGGUGGAUUCAUCAGAUUCCAAUUUAGAAUCUAUUUUAAGAUUUUGUUAAAUGAAACUGAAAAUCGAUAAUUGGAUUUGAAGAUCCAAUCGAUAAUCGAAUUUGAAUAUCCAGAUUGCACUAAAGAAACGCACCCUCAGUCACAGAGCAUUAAUCAUACAGGUUGCCUCCAUAGACCAAUUCGAAAAAUAGUUGUCAAUCUUUUUUCUUGCGAAACAGCGGAAUUAAUUUCAACCAAGGUAAUCACUGCCGCCUUAUGGAGUACUUCCAAACUAACAGUUUUACAAAGUACUGUAUAAUUGUAAUACCAUUGGGAAAUUAAAUCAUAAAAAUGUCGAAGUUUAUCCUAGAUUUAGCAAUCAAGCCUGACUUAGUGGUGCUUUUUGCACAUUCCAAAGGGCUAUAAUUUUGCUUGUGUGGAUUGCUUUUAAUCUUAAACUUUUACACUGUGCCUUAAAUAAGUUAACAGUCUCUGUUGAAAACUAAAAUAAUGCAAAGUUGUAAUAGCCAGGUUUGGAAUCGAUCAAUUCAUUAUUUGUCAAACUUUAACUGUAUACAGUAUAUCAAUGAUUAAUUAUUAAUUACUAUAUAGCAAGUAUCAAAAGACCGUAUAUAAUAUAUCAUGUUCUGGUACACAAAACGUCAUGUUCACUGCUUGCUUUGGUGAGGGGGUAUUAACGGUCAACCACGAAACAACUCAGUAUUGACCGGUCAAUAAUAAAACCGGAAGUGAGGCGCAAGCUGAUCGCGCAAAGUUCUUUCAAGAGUUACAUUAGGUAAAGAUUGUUCCUCAAGCUUUGUAUAUUCAGGAAUCGAACCCGUUGGGAGUUCAGAUAUUUUCUGCAUGAAUAUACAAAGCUUGAGGAAUAGUCUUUACUUCACAACAUGUACUAGACAUAGUAUAUGAAUACACAAACACAAGAUAUUAAUCUAUUAUUAUUAAGCGAUAAAGACAGGCUUCUACCAAGUUUCGGAAUACCAAGUGAUCCCCGAGGGCAACAACGGCGGUCGAGGGGCCACCAAACACGCUGUUUCCCGAUAUCUCAGUAAAUAAGAAAUAAUUGUUGCAUUUGUGAAUUGUAGGAAGAAGUUUGGAAAGAAUCUAUUAUUGCUACUGGAUUUCAAAGCAAGGUAGGCUGCUUUGAUUGUGUGUCUCGAAAGCCGUUGCCAUGAGUUGAACCUGUCUUGGAGCCUGUUCAUAUGAGCGGGGGCUUUUUAAAUAAUUAAAAUUACUAUAUUUGUUUAAUUUAGGCGGAUUCAAAAUUGAAGAGUUUAAGUGCAUCAUUCAGUGUCAAGAAACCAGAUAAGUAUGUGGAAGCCCGCAGGCUUUAACUGUAUUUUUGAAUUCUCAACAGAGAAAUUAAGUGCGCGAAAUAUUUUCGUCCGUGACAAUAUAUCUCGUCUGACAUGGAGGACGUGCAAUGUUCAGUUGUUGACGGAAUUUGUACAUGGAAAUUUCAAGUGGAAUUUUUAUACAUUUAUUAGAUCCAAGCAGGACCAGUUGCGAAAAAUGCAACUGUAGGCCCUCUGCCAGGAAUCGAACUUACGGCCCUGCAUGCGAUUAGGGACCGGUCAUUAUUUAUGGAGGGCGGGGAGGGGAAUUUUUUCUUUUCUAAAUUUUUAAAAUUGAAAGCCCCCCUAAAAGAGCAGAAAUUUAAUAAUGACCGGUCCCUUAUGGUGCAGUACUGAGGGCCGUAGCUAGCAUGUAUUGUAUGUGUGUGGGGGGGGAAGGGAGGGGGGAGGGCAAAAAUUUCGGAAACACGAAAAAAAAUUUCCGAAUCUUUCAUGGCAUACGAAGUCACGAAGGUGUUUGCUAUCCGGAAAUUGAAGACGCAAUAAAUUAUAAAUGUUAAAGCCGUUUUUUAUUAUAGACGCGCAAUUAGAAUAUCAAGGUAUCAUGAUUACAUUAUAAUAAUGAAGUAUAUAAUGUAAUAAGUGUCACAACAAUGCCACAAUGGCUAUAUUGUGCGGCAGCAAUUGUUUAUGUUCGCAAAAGUUUCCAUAAAACGUAAUGAAAACGGCAUAGCAGGCAUGAUAAAUAUCACAAAUUUAUUCGUCGGUUGGUCUUCAUAAAUUUCAAUGAAUCUUCAUUUCUCCACCAGUAGGUCUAGGUCCACGCUGUCUGUAAUGCAUUACCGAUUUACGAUUUGUAAAUUGUUAUCCAUGUAAAUGCCAUGAUUUCCUAAAUCAGUUUAUACUGACAAAAAAAUUCUAUAAUGUUUUCUCUGUUUAACAACUAAACUUUCGUUAUACUAUUAUUGCCGUAAUUUUCCGAAUGGCCAACCCGAUUUUCCGAAUAUGUUUUAAAAUUCUGAAGAAGUUGGGGGUGGGUUUUAACAUACUUUUUAAGUUUGUUUGCCGCUUGAGAAAAGUAUCAAACUGAAAUGUAAAAAAUUGAAUAUAGUAACAUGCAAAAGCAUAUUCAUUAGUUUUGAGCGCGUAUUACGUGAGAUACUAGAAAAUACAUGCAUGCAGAAACCCUCGCCUUGCUGACAAAACCAUUGUAUUUUUCGAACAUGAAGUAUCGAAAGUAGUUGUCAUGGUAACACGAUAAUUUUUUAAGAAUAUUCUUACAAAUGAAAAAUCGCCUAAAAAUAUCACUUUUAAUUACAAAAUUAUCAAUUUCCCAAACAUAUAUACGUUAGGUAUGUUAUUAUGCGUAAUAUAAGCUUCAAUAUAAGAUAAAAUUCAACCACAAACGCUUUGCAAAACGUUUUAAAGUGUUCUUUAUAAAACUAAACUGCCUUUAAUUACAUGGCUUUAUAGAUAAACUUUGAGUUUGCAAUAAAAUGAUUUCAAAUUCUCGCAUGCAAAUAACUUUGCUUUCUUUUUUAAUUAAUUCAACAUACUGAAAAAAGGGAAUCAAUAUUAAAAGAUACACUGAAAUUAUUAUGCUAUCUUGUUUUAUAGUUGUUUCAAAAACGCAAAGGCCGUCGGGUUUUAAAACAAUUAUAAAAUCAAUAUUUAAAACAAACUUACCUUUGUUAACGUCGGCUCCCUUCUUUUAGCCGAUUCUUUCUCCCUUUCUUUCUUGAAAUUUACAAAAUCUUGCAAAAAUGCGGGCAAAAAUGAGAUAUAUUUGCAAGAAAUUUAUCAAUCAUCAAAUCAAGAAAUGUUUGCUAUUUCGCUGUCGUCAUGCAGUCGUUAUAAUGCAAACUUUAAAUUGGAGCAAUCAGUGUUCGCUAUUCAUGACUGUCCGCCAUAUUUUUGAGAUCAGUGAGGAUGACCACCCACGCACAGUGACCCACGCUCGCGAUAUUUGAUGAACUUUAGACUUCGUUAAUGCUUUCGUUUCCCCGGGUGUAAAUAGCCGGGGGGAAUUAGUACCCUCGCACGGCGCUUCGCGCCAUCGGCUCGGGGACAAAAGAUUCUCCUCUUAACAAUUCAACACUUUGACAUGUGUAUAUUUAAUACUUCCAGUCUGAGUUACAUGUUAUGAUUCAACUGUAAUAUAUCCCGACGCAAAACGUACCAUCUGGAUGCACAGGGCUUAAAAAUUAAAUCGGAAAUGCUGUACGAGGUCGUACGUUCUGUACUAAGAUGACGUACGAAUCGAUGUUGACUUCGUAUCAUCGUAUCAGCCAAAAAUAUAGCACUUUUAUAAUAUCGCAGUUAUAUAGUUAUUACUUAAUCAUUUUCACUUCGUAUCAUCGUAUCAGCCAAAAAUAUAGCUUACCCAGACUUUUAUAGUGGCGCAAAUAUAUAGUUAUUACGUAAUCAUUUUCACUUCGUAUCAUCGUAUCAUGAUAACAGGUGAGGUCUUCAAAAGUGGACGGGUAUUCUGCAAAGUGUACGCGAUCGUAUAUAUGUCUGAAAUUCUUGGCGUACGCCAAACUAAUUUCGGCGUACAAUCGUACAUCCGUACGCCUGUUUUUUAAGCCCUGAUGCAUAGUCGAGACUCUGGAUUGGCUUAUUUAGACUACGUUUACACUAGAGCAAAAGUUUCCAGAUUUGUAAAAGUAUACCGAUUCCUUCUUUUUCAAGUAUACGGAUCCGUGACUCCGUGAGGCGUUUACACUACACAGCCCGCUUACACAGCGGUGGUCAAUAUAUGUCGGAACUGAACGGAAUUACGUGUCUCGCGUGUGCUACACGCGAGCACACGGAAUACUAAUUAUGUAUGUAGCGGGAAAACAACAGCGAGAGUUUUAUCAAUAUAUUUUUUAUAUUCUGAGUUUUCAGUGAUUUUUAUUGUGAGUAGAGUGACUUUUUCGCAGAUACAUACCGGGGAGGCAGGUACUUUGCGAAACGUGGCACCUUCGAGACGGGAUUUAGUGAUAUUGUUGUUAUAUUCGACGAUUUUUUGGUGAUUUUAAACGCGAUUGUUUACGAAUGGCAGACGCCAACGCGAUGUCGACGUUCGACGUUAAAUUAAAACAACUUCUGAUGACGUGCAAGCGAACUGAUUCGGUGCUCGAUUCUAAUAAAGAUACUGCGAUUAAACGACAACUGGAAGCUUUAAAAGCGUUAACAAACGAGGUAGAAACAUCGAGACGAGGCGUAGAAGCGUUGAAAAUCGAACAAAAAGUGAACGAGGACGAAGUCGCUACGUGGAAUUCUCAAGUAGAGACUGAGCUAGAGAAAGCAGACGACGAUGUGAAGCGCUUAGAGAAAUGGCAGGACGAUUGCAAACUGGAAAAGGAGAGAAAUGCUUUCGAAGAGAAAUUGAAAUACGAGGUAAAACUACAUGAAACUAAACUAAAACUCGAGUCCGAACAUCAAACGAAGUUGGAAAGUGGAAGUUCGUCGAAGGAAAUUCAUGCCAAGCAAGUGGAAGCGAAACUACCAAAACUCGUAAUAUCAAAAUUUGACGGAAAUUACAUGGAUUGGCAACGGUUUUGGGGUCAAUUCACCGAAUCGAUUGAAAAAUCUGGUUUAGCAAACAUUGCCAAAUUUUCAUAUCUGAGAGAACUUCUUGGAGACAAUGUCAGACGUGAAGUUGAGUCCUUACCAUUUACAUCGGAAGGCUACAAUCGAGCAAAGGCUAUAUUGGAGGAAAAAUAUGGCAAAGAAUCAGAGUUAGUGAAGUCUUAUGUGAAAGAAAUUUUGAGCUUACCAUACAUUUCGACAGCGAAUUCGAAGAAAAUUGCCGAGUUUAGUGACAAACUGACAUAUUGUGUCCAGUCCCUGCAGUCGCUCAAGAAGCUGGACGAAGUGAAGGGUCUUACUAUGGUUACCAUUGAAAAGUUGCCAGGUAUACGGGGUGAUCUUGUAAGAUCUGACAGUGAUUGGGAGACAUGGAAUCUUGAUCAGCUAGCAGAAGCAGUGCGACUUUGGAUACGGAGAAACCCAGUUGAUCAUAGUCGAGAUGAUCAAACGAAGAAGCGUCGAGAACGAGAGAGAAUGUACCUCACCAAUCGAACUGACAAAUCUCGAGGGUGCAUCUACUGCGACAGUAGUGAGCACAAAGCUGUUGAAUGCACUAAAGUUACUGCCGUAGCUGACCGGAAACAGAUUUUGGCGAAGAAGCGAUUGUGUUUCAACUGUGCAGUUGGGACUCAUCGGGCCGCACAAUGCCAAAGCAAAACAUCAUGCCAAACUUGUCAUAGGAGACAUCAUACAUCAAUAUGUGACAAAACUCAGCCGGAAGAGAUCAAGAAAGUGGUAUUAACACCAAGUGGAGUGGGGGAAGGAGUUUUCCCAGUGGUUUUGCUUAAAGUGGACGGAAUCAUAACGAGAGCACUGAUCGAUACAGGAGCCGGCAGCUCUUAUAUCUCAGCUAAAGUCGGAGAUUUGCUGAACAAGAAACCCUCGGAAGCUUCAACCAAACGUAUCGAGAUGUUAAUGGGCUCUCACCUUACGAGAAUGGAAACGUAUGAUGUUAUUGUUCAAUCCCUUGACAACUCCUUCAAAAUGGAUGCAAAGCUCACAAAAGUUGACAAGAACGAACUGUUGUCGAUAGAAAAUCCACAGUACGAACACGUUAAAGCCAAGUAUCCCCACCUAGCACAAGUCAACUUGACCGACAACGACAAGAAAGACCAAUUACCGAUUCAUGUUAUUUUAAGCGUGGGUGACUAUGCGAGAAUUAAGACCAACCGACCACCAGUGGUAGGUGAAGCUGGAGAACCUGUUGCUGAAUACACCAAACUGGGAUGGUUUAUCAUGUCGCCCGGAAAUGAAAUCGACCGACAAACCAUGUUUCUUACCCAGACCAGCCAUGUAGAUUAUGAGGAACUGUGUCGUCUUGAUGUGUUGGGGCUCAAAGAUUCCACAGAACACGAUCAGGACAUAGUGCAUGCAGAGUUCAAGGAACAAUUACAACGAUCAGCUAGUGAAGGAUGGUACGAGACAGGACUGCCCUGGCGGAGCAAUCAUCCCCAUCUGCCGGCCAACAAACACGGAAGUCUCCGUCGUCUGAGUAGUCUAACAAAGAAGUUGAAGCGAGAUGGGCACAUCGAAGAAUACGACGCGGUUAUUCGAGCACAACUCCAAGAAGGCAUUGUGGAAGAGGCACCUACAACGGUCACUGAUAAAGAGUUCUACAUCCCUCAUAAGGGCGUGGUCAAGGAGUCAUCAGAGACAACUAAAUUGCGAGUCGUCUACGACGCUUCAGCGAAAGAAGACCCAUCAUCACCUUCCCUAAAUGAAUGUCUAUACCCUGGCCCACCCCUCCAGAAUAAGCUUUGGGACGUAUUGAUACAGCAGUCGGGAACUACACAGCAGUUGGUGACAGCAAAGAGUCUGCUAGCAAAGAGAAAUUUGUCGGUUCCACGUCUGGAACUGGUCGGGGCUCACAUGGCGACAAAUCUUCUAGUGAAUGUUCGUGACGCCCUACCAAAAGAACCGCAACCGUUGAUGUUUGCAUGGCUUGACAGCACAGUGGCUCUGCACUGGAUAGUUGGUAAUGGGGCCUACAAGCAAUUCGUCGCCAAUCGUGUUGCGAAGAUCCAGGCUCACCCAUCAAUUCAGUGGCAACAUGUUCCAACAAAGGACAACCCCGCGGACAUUGCUAGCAGAGGCGGUCCCAUAUCUUCAUCACUGUGGCAGUAGGGCCCAGAAUGGCUCAGUGACCCAGAAAAAUGGCCAGAUAAUCCGAUCACAAAAUCAUCACCCGAAUCGGCAGCUGAAAACAAGAUUAGUCGAGACCUCGUUUACAUAGCCAAAUCCACCGAAACAACAACAGACGAGUUAGACAAACUUCUCGAAAGAAACACGCUGCGUCGGGCACUGAGAGUGUCUGCGUGGAUAAACCGAUUUAUUCACAACUGCCGUGCUAAAGAAAAGAGAUCAGGACCUUUGGAUACGGAAGAGAUUGAGACGGCAAAGUAUUGGUGGAUCAGACGCGUUCAACUCCGAGACACGGUCGAACAACAUUAUAAGGAAACCAGCGCGCAACUUGGUCUUGAGACGAACGAUCGAGGAAUUAUAGUAUGUAUCGGAAGAAUGCAAGGAAUCCACCCUAUCUAUUUACCACGGAACGCUGUAUUUACGGAAAAGCUGGUGCAACGUGUCCACUGCGAAACGCUACAUGGCGGUGUCGGACUUACGAUGGCGGCGGUGCGAGAAACAUUCUGGAUCCCUCGCCUUCGAAGCCUCGUGAAAAUGAUACGCAGUCGAUGUUGGGGAUGCAAGAGAUUUCGCCUUACUGCCUUUACAACUCCAGUGGCUGGACAACUACCAGAGGACAGAACCACACCUGGUGCGGCGUUUGAGGUGAUCGGAGUCGAUUUUGCUGGGCCAAUGAAGUUCCGGAAAUCCUCCAAAGCAGAAGGGAAGACCUACCUCGUGAUAUUUGCUUGCAGCUUGUCGAGAGCUGUUCACUUAGAACUGUUGCGGAACCUUGAAACCAGUACCUUCAUCGUGUCUUUGAAACGAUUUAUCGCUCGGCGAGGACGACCACGCGUAGUUUAUUCCGAUAAUGGCGGCGCGUUCGUCAAAGCCAGCAAAUGGCUGGAACAGUUACGGAAAGACGAGAGUCUACGAGGCUUCGCGGAAGAGUACGAUAUUAAAUGGAAAUUUAACCUGAGUCGUGCACCCUGGUGGGGCGGCCAAUUCAAGCGCCUCAUCGGGGUAGUCAAGUCAGCUAUGUACAAGGUGAUCGGGGGAGGUCAUCUCACUUGGGACGAACUAAGUGAGGUUCUGCUCGACGUUGAAAUUCAAAUCAACCGCCGACCACUGUCGUACGUUGAGGACGACAUCCAGUUACCAACCCUCACCCCAGCUACGUUCCUCCAUCAACGCACGUGCCAACUCCCUAUGGAAGAACCAUGGCGAAUCGAAGAACGAGAACUGAGAAAACGAGCAAAAUAUCUAAUCGAAUGUAAGAACAAGCUGUGGCGGCGUUGGAGAAAAGAAUACCUGGUAGCCUUACGGGAAAGACACAACAUGACCCACAAGAGAAGCAAGUUCCAACCUAAGCCUGGAGACAUACAUACAUACAUACAUACAUACUUUAUUGUGUUCCCUAAAUAGGGAUUUUCAACACUGAUUUACAAAAAAUAAAUGUAGUUCUAUUUACAAGUUUUAGAAUCUAGAAUUUAAAUUAAGGUAAAAAGGUAAGACAUUUGUAUAAAGUUUAACAAGGUAAAAUUAUCUACUUAUAUAUUUGUUCUAGCAUGCUUCGCUUCAGUUCGUUUUUGAAAGUUUUUAGGGAGUCUAACUUUUUGUACUUUAUGUCCAAAUCAUUCCAGAGUGUAACGCCUCUAUAAUGAAAGGACCUUUGACCUGCAGAAGUUUUGUACAAUGGUAUUUGCAGUGAGUCAUGGCUACGUGUAUCUCGUUGAUGAAUGUCAGAACGUUUUGUGAAUAAAUCGCUCAAAUAAUGUGGAGCAAGAUCAUUGACACAUUUGUACAUCAUAAUAGCCUCUCUUAGUAGUAAUUGUUCCUUUACUGGGAGCCAGUUAAGUUCGCGUAAGCCCGGCGAAAUAUGGUCGAACUUUCCAAUAUUUGUUAUUAUCCUGCAUGCAAAAUUUUGUACCAACUGUAGUUUCUUAAUGUUGGUAGACGAAGUGUUUGACCAAACCGUUGAACAAUAGAACAUUUUGUUCAUUACAAGUGCCGAGACGAUGAGAGUUAAAGCUUCUUUAUCGAAACAUUUUUUGACUCGGUUUAUUUGGCACAGGGAAUUCAUACAUGAGGAAACCAGGUUGGUGAUGUGCUGGUCAUAUGUCAAAUAAGAGUCGAUUGUCAUUCCUAGAUCUUUGGCAAAGGAGACGGGGGUAAUAGUCUCGUUGAGGAAGUUUAUGGUCAUAUCUACGGGAAGUUGUUGUAGGUUUUGCCGUGUGCCAAUCAGCAUGUAUUUGGUCUUUCCCGGGUUAAUACGCAAUUCAUUUUCGGAACAACUGUUUGCAAUCAAAUACAAGUCUUCCUCAAGUUGUUGCUUUAAACAGUCCACGUUAGCCACAGUGAAAGAUAGUAAUAUCUUGGAGUCGUCCACGUACGAUUCAAGUUUACUAUGGUGGACUGAUGAGGGCAAGUCGUUAGUAUAAAUACUAAAAAGUAAAGGUGAUAAAAUUGCACCCUGUGGUACACCAUAAGAAACAGGGAGAGGAGUAGACACAGUUGAUCCAAUUCUGACUGAUUGAGUUCUUCCGGUCAAGUAACUCUCAAACCAUUUUACAACGCUUGGGGAAGCCCCGACGUUGCUAAGUUUUGUAAGGAGAAAAGUAUGAUUUACACUGUCGAAAGCUUUAGAUAGAUCUAUUAGAAUCAGUGCAGUAACCAAUUUCCCAUCCAUGGCCUUUAGGAUAGUAUCUCCGGUCAAAAGAUUCAAUGUUUCGCAUGAGGGAUGUUUCUUGUUCCCGCUCUGGUGGGUUGACAAUUUUUUGUUCUUCAUUAGAUACGAACCAAAUUGAUUCAAGGCGACUUUUUCACAAAUUUUCGAAAGAAAGGUAAGGAGAGAAAGUGGGCGGUUAUUUGAUGCUUCCUCGUGGUUUCCAUCCUUUAACAAAGGGAUAACUUCUGCCUCUUUCCAUGCUAUAGGGAACGAAGAUGACGACAGUGAGCAGUUAAUGAUAUCGGUGAGGGGCCCAAGAAUUACCGGUAGGCUGUGUUUGAUGACACGCAUACUCACUUUGUCUUUGCCGGGUGAUUUGUUUGACGGCAUAGCUAAUAUGAUGUUCCUUAUUUCUGAACAAGGGACUGGGGUGAAACUAAAUCUAUCAUUUUCUUCAGGGUAGCUGUUAUCUGUGCGAUUUACGUCAGAAAGAUUCCGAGCUGGAUAAACACUGGGAUCUUGUAUUAGUGUUGAGGCUUUCUUUGCUGCAUUCGCACCGAUGGUGGAAAAGAAAUGAUUAAACUCUUCGGCCACUAAUUUCGGUUCCUUACUGUAGACCACUGACUCUCUUUCCCUAUACGCUAUAUUUUCUUUAAUUACCUUCCCAAGUGACCCAGUAUUGUUUCUGUGUUGCUGAACUUCCUUCAGUACAUAUUCUUUCUGUGCAUUAACAAGUGCGGUUUUUGUAAAAUUGCGGGCCUCUCUGAAAUUAAGCCAAUCAUAAUGAUCGCGUGUUUUCCUGAAAAGACUAUGGAGCUGGUCUCUUUUGAUCAUGGAUGCUUUUAUUUCCGGGGUGAUAAAUGGGCAAGAAUUAUUAAUGGUUUGUUGAUAUGAUAGUCUCUGACGUGAUGGUCUCUGACGUGAAGUGAUUCUAACAGGUAUUUUCAUCAUAUUGUCUGCUGCUGACUCGUCAAACAGGCCACUGUGUGGAGAUGGGCCAACCACUCUAGAGAGUGGUGGCGGUGGGCUGUCCGAUACGAAGGAAUGACACGGCAACGUUUUAAAAAAGGAUACCGACUACAAUGGUGCUUUCGAAACCCUAAGGGGUUUGUAACUUGACCGUGUCUAAGACUUGAGGGUCUCGGGGUUGGAAGAUGAGGGAACGAAGAAUGCUUUAGAUUUGACUCGCUGAUUGACCUAUCCGAUCGUGGAUUCACCUGGUCAGGGUUAAGGGCAUCAAGGCUUAACACGGUUUUUGCAUAGGAUCGGUCGCAAUUCCUACAUAUGCCUUGCUUCCCACGUUGCUUGAAAUGUUGACACCCAUCGAAUAAAUCCUGCUCACGCUGAUCUAAUUCAUUUUCGUCAAAAGUGAGGUUUGCAGAAACAUCUUCGAUUAUACUUAGAUCUUCGCAUAAGGGCAAAUAGUUUAAAACAUUCUUAGCCUGAAAAGGCUCGCGGUUCAGGCUUAAUGAGUAAUCUUUUUUGAAGGAGUUGAUUGUAGUCUUAGAUUGUUGUGUGGAUAAUAGGGCAUUGUUCUUUAUUUCAAUGAUAACUGUAGGGAAACUUUCCUCAGCGGGCAGGUAUCUACAUAUUAACUGGGGUUGAUAAUGCACCAGAUGGGUGAUUUAUUUUAGUUGAUCCAUCGUGUUGGGGAUUUACAUUGUCAGGACUGUUAAAGGACUUCUUAUCUUGUAAAGAUGGCUUUGAGGGACUUGAAAAGGUUAUGGAAGCCGAGUCUUUAAUCAUCAUUUUCUCCUCUAGGUCGGUAAUGCGUGACUUUAAAUUCGAAUUCUCGUUUCCUAAUCGGCACAGCUCUUGUUUAUUUGUGUCAAUAAUAUGAUUUUGUUCAGACACUUUAGUCAACAAUUUUUCUAUUUGCGAUUCUAUUUUUUCUUUAAAUGUAAGGAGUUGUGCCUCGGCUAUAGUCGGGAUAUCAUCAGCUCGUUGUUGAAAUGGUGUAGAAAAGCUGGCUGUCUGAGCAAAAUUCGGCGUGGCUGCGACAUUCGCAAUAAAAUAUGCGCUAUCAAUGAAGUCCUCAAGUUCUUCGAGUGACGAAGUGUCAGCAAUCGAUUCAAACCCCAUAUCUUUGGCUUGAGUAUUGUACGAACAAUUGUGAGUUAAAGGGGCCAUGUCCUCGAACACACGGCCAUUACCAACGAUAUGUUCGCCUUCGACCGACAUUUUUGUAGUUGUUUGGAUUAAACUAUCCGAGGUCGUAUUUGUUUGCUUAAUAACGCAAUUUGUGUCUAAUACGCUCACUAGAAAUUCCUUGAAAGAUUUGCCUUUCUUUCCAUUGAAAGUCAAAGAGUUUUGUUUGCCCGAGUACCAAGUCAUAAUAAAAUCAGAGCUUAAGUUUAUAAACUGUUUGGCUUUACCGCCAGGCGACGUCCAUUUACCCGUUAAUCCGACAACAUUUUCGGCAAAAGUCCUUAACGAACAGAGGUCGUUUGUCCAUUUGAGACGGAUCCCAUCAUAAACUAGAUGACCUUGAUUGUUUAACAACUUUAUGGAGUUCAUAUCAAUAGUUUCAGGACUAAAAUUUUCAAGUUUAGUUGAGGCCAUAAUUAAACCAUCCGCCGCCAUGUUGUUAUCAACGAGAGAGACUCUGUGUUGAUACAGACCGAGAGCAAGAAUCGAGGUACGUGGCCUCUAGGAAUCAUAGAAGAUACCUAUCCUGGAAAGGAUAACGUGAUACGGGGAGUACGUCUGAAGACUCCAAACGGAACCUUGGAAAGAGCCGUGCAGCUGCUUUUUCCGUUAGAACUGAGCUGUGAUGUCGUACCGGAAGUGCCAAUCCUGAACCCAGAUGCGGUAGAAUUCUUGCCACGCCCUCGGCGAGACGCGGCGACUGCAGCAAAACUCCGUAUUGAAUAGAUCGAAGCAGCGGAUGAUGAGUAGGAGAAAGAAAAAGUUAACGUACAGUGAUAUUGACAAUUAUUCUAAAUUUAACAUUUUGUGUUGUGUUAGUGUAUACACCUCUUACAGAGUGUAUACAGGGGAGUGUGUCGGAACUGAACGGAAUUACGUGUCUCGCGUGUGCUACACGCGAGCACAUGGAAUACUAAUUAUGUAUGUAGCGGGAAAACAACAGCGAGAGUUUUAUCAAUAUAUUUUUUAUAUUCUGAGUUUUCAGUGAUUUUUAUUGUGAGUAGAGUGACUUUUUCGCAGAUACAUACCGGGGAGGCAGGUACUUUGCGAAAUAUAAACUAUAAAGUAAAUGAUUUAAACCCUCUUAUUGAUAUUAUGCGAUCCUGUUUGCUUUAAUAGCAAUAAAUAUACACCAGAACAAAUUGAUUGAGAUUCUUUACGGAAAGCGUUUACACGACAGUUUCCCCGGAUUGAAAUGUUUCCGGACACGAAGACCCCACAAACGUUUCCGGUUUCAAAGAUACGCAACCGAGACGAUUUACCAUCGGAUUCGUCGCUGCGUGUGUAAACGGCAACAUGAAUCCGGUACUAAAACGUUCUGGUUUCGUGAUGAAUCUCUAGUGUAAACGGGGUCUUAUAGAGACUUGACGAUUCGAAUUGUAAAGAAUUUGACAGAUUUUAAAAUGUCUCCAAAUUGUAAAUAUUCCAGCUUCAAAAUUGAUCCAUUCAAUUCAAAGCAUGCUCUAUCUGGUCCUAUAGUUUUCAGAUCAGCGGACUUUUCAUAUCUCAUGUGCUCACGUUAGCAUGCAUUUCUAAACUAUCACUAAAUCCUGUUUUCUUAGGAAGUAUGAAGACAUUAAGAAUUAUUCGCAAACGCUACAGGGAAACAUUGCUUCUCUUCUCAAAGUUCAACAGGUAUAAAUUUCUGUAACGUAAUUAAUAAUAUACAUAAAAAUAUUACUCGACUGUGAUUGGAUGAUUUCAGUGCAGCUAAUCCCAAAUAACACUGCAAAAGUCCGUAACAACAGUGCAAAAAUCUUAAACAAGCUGAUCUGGAUGGUCGAUAAACAAUGGGAUCUAAAGUCAACCAAUCGGCUUAAAGCAGUCCCCAAGUGACGGACACAGAUUGCUUCAAAACAAAACAAACACGGCGUGCUCUUUGAAAACUCACUCGUGCAUGUUUUAUCCAAAUUGCACUCAAAACCAUCCUAUUCCUCCUAUUGCCUAUACUAGAAUUAUAAGAUAUUAUAAUUAUACAAGUGGAAUAAAACAGGUAAUUUGGUUGGGUAAUGAGCGUGCAUUAUAAUUACACAACUGUGAAGGUCCAUACAUACCGGACGCGAUUCGACAACGCCACGCGAAUUUUCAGUUUUUAAAAACAAAUAAAACCGUCAACGAAUAAAAAUUUUACAAGAUAUGCAGACCAAAUAGCUAAAAUUGCUUAAGUGGUUCCGAAUAUUUGAAAAACAUAGAAAAAUAUUGAAGUUAGAUGUCAUUGAAAAUUGAAACUUCGCGUCGCGUUGCCAAAUCGCGUCCAUUCUGUAUGGACCUUGACCUGUGCACAGUCUUGGUUUCAGGUUUCCAGGGCUGCAAAUUAUUGUCGGACAUCGGACAAUGUCGGACUAAAUUUGGCAAAUGUCCGAGCAAAAGUAAUUUUGAUCGGACAUUGGUCCGAUCACAAAAAAAAAUUGUCACAUUAUACAUUUUUUUGCUGUGACAAAAUCCGAUUGCAAAUUCACUCAAUUUGCAUUUUGCAAUAAAAUUUACGAGGCAUUCUAGCAUUUUAGUUGACGUUGCGCCGGAAUGGCUAUACAUUCUUGUCUCGUGACUUAUAUAUAUCUUGUGACGUAUACGUAUAUGUCCGACCAAAAUUAAAAGUGAUCGGACACAUGUCCUGUCAAGUCAAAUAUUUAUUUGCAGCCCUGGGUUUCUUUAUCUCAGGUUUCUUGCCAAAACAAUAUGAACAAAAUUAUAGAAUCCAAGAUUUAUCAAAAAGCAAAAAAGCUAUUGUUAUAGUCCGAAAACGACUGCAAAAGCCUAAAGGUUAUCCACUCGCCUCAUUCAGCUCGCGAGUCACUUUUUCUUCUUCACACAUUUUGACGUCAUACUGUGUGUCUAGACAACAGACAACGUAGCUACUUUCCGAAUCGGUUAAUAUUCCUGGAUAAAUUUCCUGGCAAAUUAUAUUGGUCCAGGGCGUCCUUAAAUAACCAGGAUAAAUAACCAGGGGUCCCUGACUUGUCACUGGCAUACAACGCACGUUUUGCGCGGGCCAGGCGACCGUGAUGGAUAACGUACAAACCUUACAUGUUGACACAAACCCUCAUGUUGACAUAAGAUUCGAAAUAUCCGCCUGUCUGCCUGUCGAUUCCAGAUGAUUUUCACAAACGAUGGGCGUAAAAAAACUACUUAUCUGUCACCUGCGACUGAGAAAGCAUCUACACUAUCGCAUGUCAUAAAGAUUGUAUAGUUUGAAUAAGGGUGGAGACGGGGGGAAAUACACGACCUGUACAUGUCACCAUGGACAGGCAAAAUAUAUUAGGAACAUUUUAAACCCUGUUGACAGCUACUGUAUAAAAAUCAAAUCUUUAUUGGUAUGGAAGAAUUAAAUCUAUAUACCUAACAUGGGAUUUUUAUACCUCUAUAUUACCUUUUUAUACACCCUUUAUAUCACUACCACGACCGACGGUCAACCGCCAAGUUUUAAAUGUUGUCUGUUGCUUUGUAGAAAAUUUCGGAAAAACAGUUUAGCAUUCAUAAAGAACAUGCAAAUUAUGGGAAAAUAUUCAGGUAUGAGAAGUGUCUUUUGCAAAAUUAUUCUAAUUUGUAAAAUAUACACCUAUUCACUUUAAAGCACGUGUCUGACAACUGCAGUGUAUCUGUUCUCUCCACGGAUUCAUUUGACACAAGCUUGCAUUCUUAUCUGCAAUAUCAUUAAUAAAACCAACCAGUACCGUAUAUCGUUAUCCUGAUACCACGGUAGUAAACACCUGUACGUUUUUGAGACAAAAAAUGACUUUAUUUGAAUGAGUAAAGCAAACUUAAGUAAAGCAUCAAUUGAACGUUCCUCACAGAGGUAACCAUGUAUACUACUUACUAGAUAGUGCAAAUACGAUUAUGUUGGAAUAAGUAAUCAAGUUUAAAAUCAUAUGACGCGGGGGGGGGCACUCAUAUAGUGGUAGGGUGGGUGUAGGGUAGGGGUCAGGAUAGAGUUGGGGUGGGGGUCAUUUUGGAGACUAUUCCAUAUAUGACUCUUCUAUUAAAUUUCAGCCAAGCCCUGGUUGAAAAACUCGAGAGGUUAAGAUUGACGUUUGCGGCAGACCGGUAACCGCUAAAUUCAAGUCGUAUUUUGAGAUCAACUGUAAGCUGUUCGAAGUUACGACAAUUUGUACAUUAAAAUUGAAGAAUGAAUUGACUAAAAAACUGUCGAAAUCUUCGGAAACUUGUAGAACUUACCUUCAAAUGCGAAUUAAAGUUUCCCGUUUGCGGUUACCGGUCUGCCGUAAACGUCAAUCUUAACCUCUCUAUUGUCUUCUUGUACGCACACGUACGCAUAGGAGAGGUGUGCAAAAUAAGCGUACAAUAGUAUGGAAGAGGGGAGGGGGUGUAAAAUAUUCCCGAAAUUUAGCGUACGUACCAAAUGGAUGCCCCCUGUGUUAUAUAUAUGUUGCUACAUUUUUAUCGCUGCGAAUCAAUUGUUCUAGUGAGUGGAGCAGUAUUGAAGAUGAAAUGGGUCAUGCGUUGCAGAAAGCUGGUCACUACAUGGACAAGUAAGGACUUUUUAAAUAUCUCACAUUUUCAAAC